AUGCAAUUCACUUUCGGAUUAAUCUCAGUUGUGGCGACUAUCCUCAGCAAUACGGCGGUGACAGCUGUACCUACCUUUGGAUUUGGCCAUGGAGGCGGAUUUGGAGGAUACGGUGGGGGGUAUGGUGGCGGGUACGGCGGUGCAUAUAGAGGAUUGGGUGGGGGGUAUGGAGGAGGGUAUGGAGGCGGGUACGGAGGAGUUUAUGGUGGAGGUUAUGGUGGAGGCUAUGGUGGAGGCUAUGGUGGAGGCUAUGGUGGAGGCUACGGUGGAGGCUACGGUGGAGGUUAUGGAGGAGGGUACGGCGGAGGUGGUGGAGGACUAGGCCUAGGGAUCGGCAUUGGUCUAGGCGUCGGUAUUGGCAUCUAA
Molecule: messenger RNA, 366 nt
Organism: Puccinia graminis f. sp. tritici CRL 75-36-700-3
Lineage: Eukaryota; Fungi; Basidiomycota; Pucciniomycetes; Pucciniales; Pucciniaceae
Exons: 3
Coding region: 1-366 (121 amino acids)
Source: RefSeq, a predicted model, not a curated record